AUGGAGAGGUGUGAAGUUGAGUUGGGAAGGUGUGAAUUACGGGCAGGUUUGGAUGCGGGAAGGUUAGGGGGGAGAUACCUGCCUGGUCUGCUGGUUCUGUGGAAUGUAGAGGAGGAAGUAGUUCAGGACAAUAGGAGGGUCGAGUUUAGGGCUGGGGUCGGGGUCGGGCUUGAGGUCGGGUUUAGAGUCGUGGGUAUUUUGGUGGGGAUUUGUAGUGAGAGUGUUGAUAGUAAUAAUGAUAAUGAUAGUAAGAUGAGAUCGGUUCGUUUUAUUGCUGAGAGAAUAAUCACUAACACUUAA
This is a messenger RNA of Anisakis simplex (herring worm), 300 nucleotides long. The record is from the annotation of a GenBank genome assembly. NCBI's taxonomy places the organism in Eukaryota, Metazoa, Nematoda, Chromadorea, Rhabditida, Anisakidae.